AUGGAUGCUGAGGUGGGGCUGGCCUCGGUGCCGCUGGACAAGCAUGGGAAAUUCGAGGAUGCAUCAAAUAUGGGGUCCAGAGACGCUUCGCUGCGAAUAGAUGCGGCAGCGGCGCCACCGCCAUCAUCGGAAGGGCACGCUGCUCCAGAGAAGACGUCAAAUGCGCCAUCGUCGGCAUCGCUCAGGGUCCAAGAGAAGAAACGGUCUCAGAAGGAGGCGGCAGAAGGCAGCUCUCUCGAAGUGCAAAGACCGAGAGGCAACGGCAGGCUGCGUGAACGUCUUGGCGUCUCCAUGGGGCAACCCUCGAGGAAUAGCGCGCCGCCCUUGGCAACCGAUAGCGCGGUCGAGGCUGUGACGGCCACCACCGGCGGGCCUUCCCAAGCUAUCGCACCAGUUGCAUCGACAUCGUCGCAGCUGCUGCGGCCCAGCACUCAUCAGAGGUCCACGAGGAGGGUUCGGUCGUCAUCACCAAGCAUGGACCAAGAUCACGCAAUGUCCGCCAAUCGAUGGGCUGACACUUCGUCAAAUCUGGCUACCGAGGUGCUGCCUGCCCCUCCUUCGCUACCCUACGACGUUUUGUAUGCACCUCUCGCCCCCCCUGCGGGCAUUGAUCCGAAACUACUGGCCCAAGCUGGAAUACCCGUCGCCAAUCUCUCCGCCUUGGCGCAUGGUGUCCACCCAGGGGCCGCAAAUGCGCCUUUUUCGACCACAUCAGCACCAGGACCGUCGCCUGCCUCGGCGGCAUCCACAGUCAACUCCACUUAUUCAGCACCCAAGAUGAAGCGCCUGGCCGCCAAGCAGACACUACAGAGCCACAUGGCCAGCGAGAAACGGGGUCAGAUGCCCAUGCCCUGGGGUCUCCGCACGACGAUUCUCGAACGCAAGAGGGCCAACGGAGCCACUGCCAAGACGAGGAUGGGCACCAUGAAGCGAUUUCCCCCACCGAGCGAGAGGACCAAAGUCACGCUCACAAAGGGUGCCGGCGGCGAAGCGGUCAGGAACAAGGCUUUUCCUGGCGCAAAGCCUGGCGACAUAACAGCGGCGGAUCGGAGAAGCGAAGCAUCGCAAGCCCGACCAGGUGGAGCGUCAAGGGUCACGGCAGAUGGUGCAGCUGCUCCGCAAAAUUUUUCUUCCUUUGCCGUGACGUUCCCAGAUGGGCAGACGAUGAAGAAUGGGGCAAUAGACGCGCAAACGCUCCAAGCAUCCGUUAGGGACGUCGACCGCAGCGGAGGCGGCGGCGAUGAUUCACAGGCAAUGACGCCUGUCGUGCCGCUUCUAGAAAUCGGGCAGGACGAAGACGACGAGGAAGAGGAAAGGGAGGAUCAAAUUGAAGGUGGAGGAUCGAGAAUCAUUGCUCAGGUCAAUGGGGACGCGAACAAAGUCAACGGCGGCGCAGCUUUAAAGGCAAAUGGAGAGCAAAGCAGCAGCGAAAUGGAAGUCGACGAAACAGCUUUUUCGUCGCCCGUUGCCCGCAGCCAGAGUGGAAGCCGGGGUACAGGCCUGGCGAGCAGCAGCGAAGGCGCCGAUGCGGAGGAUGCUUCCCUCAUCGAGAUGGACCUCGCCGCAGUGGCAAAGAGGGCCCACCCACUGCCGAAAAGACCGAAUACCAAUGGCACAAUGACGCCGACUGUCGAGGCCAUCACUGGCGUUCCUGACCAUGGGACGAGCCCUGAUGCUGUUCAAGAGCUGCCUAAGCCAAAAGAAGAGGAGACAGAGACGGACUUUAACACAUCAGCAUCUCAGAGGCAGGAGCAGGGCGCGGCGGCGGAAGCAGCGGCGUCGCAGGGCAAGAAGAAACGAGGCAGGCCAAGAAAUGGUCAGAUUGCCACGCCAGAUUCUGCUGCCGCAGCGAGCGCUCUCGGUCUCGUUUCCGGGUUUCACUCUGUGGACUCGUCAUCGUCGCCAUCGACGGACGACAGCACGCUAACGAGAAGGCCACGCGACGCGCACAAGAGGAUUCGACUUAGCGGAGGCUACUAUAAUAAGGGCAAACUCACGGCAGCAGCUUCCUCCCCGUCUCCAUCGCCCAAGCCGCCUGCUACGGCUGCAGAGGAAGACAGAGGCACUGAUGGAGACCGCUCCACUCACGAAGCUGAUGCCGAUCCGGCUGAUUCUGUCAUUCUCGACUCUCCAGCUCCAGCUGUGUCAAUAGCGGCGACUGUGGCAACGACGGCAACAAAGAGGUCUGGAAGGAGCUCGACACCGGCCUUCGUUGAGUCCAAUAUCACGCCGACGUCUACAAAGUCAUUACGGGGCAUGUCAGGGCAGCAGUCAUCGAGCCCAAGCAAGCUGAUCCACGCCAGCGGAGGCAAGGCAAGCGGCAAGCUUCGAGCUGGUACGCGAGGCUCAUCUGCAGCCUCAUCAACGUCCAAGGCCACGCCGACAAAGGGUGCGCACGGCCUGGUGGCCGCAGCCAAUGGACUGGACGACACCGGUGGCAACAAUGAGUUUUGCGACACGUGCGAGGGCCGAGGCCAUUUCAUUUGCUGCGAUGGAUGCCCGCGCAGCUUCCACUUCAAUUGCGUCAACCCUCCGCUAGAGAUUGACGAGCUGCCCGAGGGCGAGCACUGGUUCUGCCGCGUGUGUCGAGCAGAGGGAAAGGAUGGGAGUGGUAGCAACAGCGCUAAGGACAGGCACUCGGCGGCGAUGGCAAAGAAGAGAAAAGCUGGCAAAGGGGUCUUUGACGCCCUGUUGCGCCACACCGAGGUCAGCAAUCCUACCAUCUUCAGCCUCCCACUCGAGAUUCGAAAUUACUUCAAGGGUGUGGCCACGUCUGCUGAUGGAUCUUACACCGACUCGUCGAUGCUGAGGCCCAUCAAAUUGAACAAAGCCGGCUUCGUCGAUGAGAGAGAUCCUUACAGGCUAAAGGACCGAAACGGAAAGGCAGUCCUUUGCUACCGAUGUGGAGGCAGCGCGCUGCCGCAAGACGGCGUUCCGCUUCAAGUCAAAGACGAAGAGCAUGGGCAUGAACAAUCCUCGACCAACCGAGGCGGCGUUCCUGGUCGGAGGGCGGCCAGGCGGGCGCUGAGCAUGAUAGCCAAUCCCGAGGCAAGCUCCAUUCGUGGCAAAGGUCGGGAAUCUUCGGCCCAGGAAGCCAUCGAGAAUUCGACCUCUUCGACGGAUCCCUCUUCUCACCCUCAGCUGCUCGGAGAGCCCUCUUCCCGGCAACGCAGAGAGGAGCAAGGGUGGCGAAAGAUGGUCAGCUGCGAUUUCUGCUCCUCGCACUGGCACCUCGAUUGUGUGGGACCCGUUCCCAUGGUCGGGUUGCCGAGCUUGGCCAGAAAGUGGAUGUGCCCGAACCAUACCGACCACCUCGUACGACUGGAUCGAAUCCCUAAAAAUGUGGCAAAUGCAACGACUGUAUAUGACCUGCCAGUACCCAGCGAGAAGACGGUGGGUGCUGGAAAGCACUAUCGGACCCGCGUCGUCAACGACGGCCUCAUCGACAUCAUCCCAGACCCACUCGAUACCUUCUUUGGUGACGAAACUGGCACCGGGAAGGGUGGUGAGCGUGGGUGGGAUGCCGCACCGGGAACCACGUCGGUCGUGGACGCAGCUGCUUCGUCGAAAUCCAUCGGCGCUUCAACGACGCCGCCUACUUCUUCGAUGGUGAUUCCAAUUGCAGCAACCCAGGUCAACAACAACGCCAAGCUUAAGUUCAGAAUACCGGAGAAGGUCAUUCGACUGGACUGGUGGCAGCGCGUCGAGGAGGACCGUAACCGGCAGCAGCAGCUGCGCGAACAACGGGAAAUGCAACGCGAGACAGGAAAUCAAAAUGGCGGCAGACUCGAGAGAAGACCUGGCCAAGACGUCCUCGUCCCUGCUGGCUACAAUGGGCUCGAUCUCCUCGCCGUCAUUGCAGCUGCCAACUCUGCGACGUGUUCUGACGGAGCUGUAAAAGGAAAGGAGAGGGAUGACAGCGUCUUCGUAGAUGGGACCUCGCCCGCAGACCUUGUUCGACUCGCCCUGACGCCGCAGAUUGCGCCAAGGUACAGGCCGACAGAAGACGACCCCAGAGCUUCAUUUCCGUCUCGAAGAGAGAAAAGAUCAGCGCCCGGAGAGCCUCAGCAAGAGGAAGACGAGGACGUCAAGUGGUGGAAAGAAGGAGACGAAGAGGCGAGCUCGAUCCGAAGCAGCUUCCGGCCGGGCGAAUGGGAGGGCGACUUUGAAGGCGGAGACGGCGGCGGCUCUUCUACCAAUACUGCGAUCUCGAUCUCUUCCCCAACUUCCUCGAACACCUUUGCGAAGAAGGAGCCUGUGACGUCAACGACGGCGCAGCACCUCUCCGACGAUGCCGCUUUAGAUUCAGAGGAACUCAGGAGCCUGCGCGCGGUUCGGCAGCUCUUGCACGUCAAGGGAAGCCAGAAGCUGCUAGACUUCCUGAUGGCUCCCUGA
This is a messenger RNA of Acaromyces ingoldii, 4395 nucleotides long. RefSeq lists its product as hypothetical. NCBI's taxonomy places the organism in Eukaryota, Fungi, Basidiomycota, Exobasidiomycetes, Exobasidiales, Cryptobasidiaceae. Gene Ontology annotation, biological process: regulation of transcription by RNA polymerase II. Bases 1 to 4395 code for a protein of 1464 amino acids. Gene Ontology annotation, cellular component: Rpd3S complex. The record is from RefSeq and is a predicted model, not a curated record. The transcript has 2 exons.